Mycena citricolor is the source of this 2264-nucleotide messenger RNA. The record is from the annotation of a GenBank genome assembly. Lineage: Eukaryota; Fungi; Basidiomycota; Agaricomycetes; Agaricales; Mycenaceae.
GUAGGAUUUUCAGUCUAACAUUGGCGCCUCAAUGUCUGGGAAGACUUCUCGCCGGUGUUGGCCGUUGGAUUGUCUGCGGUGAUUGCACGUCUUUUCGGUCGAAAUGUGAACCACCUCGGUCGGAAUGUUUUCUCUCAAUCAUGAGCAGAGGAUAUGCUGCUGAGAGGAAGAAGACAGAUUGUGCGUCAAGAGCGAGUGAGGAACAGUUGACUAGUACCAGAUUGUGCGUCGGCGACCAAAGAGUCGCUGAUCUACCCAGAAGUGCCUAAAUGAUCAAUAGGACAGCCACCUGUCAUUCAAGCCCAUCUAGCUCCCCCAGUGCUUUCUAGUGACAUCCUUCCCCACGAACGACGACAUGUCAUCCUCGAGCAAAGAUCAUGACCUGCGCACUAGUUCCGUCUUCUCCGACCCCACUGCAGACAUUAUCCUCCAAUCUACAGAGGGCACCCUCUACCACGUGCACUCCGUCGUCCUGCGCACGACCUCUCACUUCUUUCGCACCCUACUUUCACUUCCGCAGGGGGCCUCCUCAUCCUCCGUCCAACUUCGCGACUCGUCCGACCCCCAAAUGGAAGUCAAGCCCGAAAUCAUACCUACGCACGAGGCUGAUGGACCGAUGGACCGCGUCCUCCGCCUGAUGUGCGGGCUGCCCAUCCCCCGGUGGACCGCGCUAUCCGAGAUCCUGGCGACCCUCGACCUCAUUGAGAAAUGGGAUGCCCCCGGCCCACUGUCUGUCAUACAGGCGAGCAUCGAGGGCCACCCCCUCUUCGCCGCACACCCCCUGAAAGCCUACGUGCUCGCGGCGCGCUUCGGGUGGGACGACGAGAUGCCCGGCAUCGCACGCCGCACGCUGCAAAUCGAUCUGCUCUCGGGCGGAAGCGAUGCCGCAGGCCAGGCGUACGAGGAGGACCUCUGCCGGCUCAGUUCACGGAGUCUGCUGAGGCUCGUGACGUACCACGACAGGUGCAAGGGGCGCUUCCGCGAGGCCCUCGAGGGGACGGAGCUCUUCGCGUCUGGAAACGACGAGCCGCGGGAAUGCAACUGUGGCCGGAACCGGGACAACUACCCCUGGCGGAUGCUGAAAGCAAGGCUUCUGUCCGAGUUUAAUAAACGCCCGUUGGGGGACACGAUUCUGUCGGAGAUGGUUGGAUGGCCUGAGGCCGCGGCCUGCUGGCGGGCCCAGUGCGCUUGUUCGCAGAAGUAUUACGACCACAGCUCGACCGUCGCUAACAUAAAAGCGUCCAUUCGAAACGCUGUUGAGCAAGACUUUGUCGCAUAAUUAGCGUAAAAUCAGCAGCAUGCUGAACUAAUAGCAUAUCACCCAUACACUUGUCUCACAACGACUGUUCACCGCAUGUGCCAGCCACGGCGAUGUGACUGGUAGAGCUACCAUCCCUGCCGGCCAGGUUGCUCAUAAAAUACGGCAGCUCAGUCCACCAUUUGCGACUCACAGGCAGAAAGCUGCUUUCCACACAGACUACAGUGCUUCCUUGUGCUUCACUGCUCGACGAGAUUCGGUCCGGAGAGCGGAUCGGAUUGACAGUGACAGUAGCAGUGAUCGAUCCUCGACAUCCGAUCACCUCUCGAUCGGCACGUGGUCGUGGCAGUCACCAUCAUUUUCUUUUGCUCUCCCCCACCUGAAUAAAUAAUGGGUCGCUUGCGUCGCUCAAGAGCUCACCAUGCCCGACGGGAUGUGCAUCGAGGGGCGAGGACCAGGGCACGAGGACGCGAUAUCGACCAGAUUCAGCUGCUAGACCUGGAUCCCAAGCGACGAGCUGAGUUGCAGGCCCAGCCGCUUGACUAUGAGCGCCCCGGCCUGGCCCAGCACUACUGUGUCGAAUGUGCAAAGUACUACGAAACCGACAACGCACUGCAGUCACACUGGAAGAGUAAAAUCCACAAGCGGCGAUGCAAACAGCUCAGGGAGCCGGUGUACACGAUCGAGGAGUCGGAGCGCGCUGCUGGUCUCGGGAGGGAGACGAGGAUACCGAGGACGGAGCCGACGAUGGAGGUGGAGACCUGAAGGCUGGCUUGCUUUGUGCUCUCGUACUCCCCCUGUUUUGUUUCGUUGAUCGUUUCUGUAUCCUAUCGCUCUCUCCGAUCUUGGCUGGUCACCCUGAAUACCAUGACAUCGCUCACGCAUGUGCACCAUCGCUCAACAGCAACGGGUGGGCCACCGCUGCUGGAGUCUCGAACUUGGACAUGAUCUCUGCUUCCGUCUGCGAUGUGCUAGCUAUUGUGGUGGUCUGCUCCGGGGUUUCGGG